AUGGAAUCAGCUUCAUUGGAACCAAAGUAUGGUAACAAGUUCGUUGCUGGAGGAGAAGACAUGUGGGUCCGUGUUUUUGAUUUUCACACGGGAGCAGAAGUUGGAUGCAACAAAGGUCACCAUGGUCCAGUGCACUGUGUUCGAUUUUCUCCUGGAGGUGAAUCCUAUGCCUCAGGCUCUGAAGAUGGGACUAUCAGAAUAUGGCAAACCGGUCCUUUGACUCAUAAUGAACAGGACGGUUCUUCUAACGGACCUAUUCUGAACAUGAAGGAUGCAGCUGAUGAGGUUACUAAGCAGAUUGAGAAUGUUCAUAUUGAUGAAGAGAAAAACGAGGGAUGUGAAAAGGCAAAUUAUGCUGAAUAG
Messenger RNA from Fraxinus pennsylvanica, 363 nucleotides. Lineage: Eukaryota; Viridiplantae; Streptophyta; Magnoliopsida; Lamiales; Oleaceae. The record is from the annotation of a GenBank genome assembly.